AUGGAUAAUAUUACACUACAGAAACAAGUUGAAAAUCUUCGACAACAAUUAAAAGUUGAUCGUGUUCCAUUAUCAAGAACGUUGAUGGAAUUGAAACGGUACAUACAAGAAAAUGAACAAGCUGAUCCACUUAUUCAUCCACCGGACAAAAAGAAUAAUCCAUGGGCAGAAAAAAGCAAAUUUGAAUGUGCAUUUGUCGGUGGUGUUAGUUGUAAUCGUUUGUUUUUUAAUAUGAAUUGA
Molecule: messenger RNA, 240 nt
Organism: Rotaria sordida
Lineage: Eukaryota; Metazoa; Rotifera; Eurotatoria; Philodinida; Philodinidae
Source: the annotation of a GenBank genome assembly